Octopus bimaculoides (California two-spot octopus) is the source of this 2190-nucleotide messenger RNA. RefSeq lists its product as uncharacterized. Gene Ontology annotation, biological process: regulation of transcription by RNA polymerase II. Lineage: Eukaryota; Metazoa; Mollusca; Cephalopoda; Octopoda; Octopodidae. Gene Ontology annotation, cellular component: nucleus. Gene Ontology annotation, molecular function: RNA polymerase II cis-regulatory region sequence-specific DNA binding; DNA-binding transcription activator activity, RNA polymerase II-specific. The record is from RefSeq and is a predicted model, not a curated record.
CCGCCUCCAUUCAUUACAUCUUGACAAACGUGUCUGGAGCCAGAAUUUCUCUUAAUUAACUCCCAAACAUAUUUAUAAUACAUUUCUCUACCACUUGGCGCACUUCUAACAACAACACUAUCCUUUAUAAGAACAAUUCCAAUAUCAGAUGACAGUGGUAUAAACCUAGAUUCAUUUUCGUUUGAAACUUGGAUUAAUUCACUAAAGAGUUUUGGCACAAAGGUAACACUGGCAGAAGAUUAUUGAAGCAAAAAACAAGAAAAAGAUCAUAUUUUGUGAUUUUUCGAAGAAAAGUAAUGGAAAAGAGUGAAACACUAAAGGAACUGAUUUUUCCAGAAGAUAAAGAAAAAGGGAGUCGAAAAUUGUCACAUGACUGUGAUGUCUGUAAAAAGUCAUUCUCUCAAAAGUGUUACUUGACACUACACCAACGUAUUCAUAGAAAGGGGAAGCCAUUUCACUGUGACAUCUGUGGUAAAUCAUUCUCUCGAAAAAGUAGCUUGACUACACACAAACCUACUCAUACAGGAGAGAAGACUUAUGACUGUGAAGUCUGUGGUACAUCAUUCUCUCAGCAGAGUUCUUUAGAUUCUCACAAGCGUCUCCAUACAGGGGAGAAGCCAUUUCACUGUGACAACUGUGGUAAAUCAUUCUCUCAUAGUAAUAAUUUGACUACACACAAACGUAUUCAUACCGGAGAGAAGCCUCAUCGCUGUGCUGUCUGUUUUACGUCAUUCUCUCAGCGAAGUGGCCUUUAUUCGCAUAUGCGUUUCCAUACAGGGGAGAAACCAUUUCACUGUGACAUCUGUGGUAAAUCAUUCUUUCAAAAAUGUGACUUGACUAGACACAAGCGUAUUCACACGGGAGAGAAGCCUUAUCACUGUGAUGUCUGCAGUAUGUCAUUCUCUGACCGAAGUGCUUUGAGUUAUCACAUACGUGUUCAUACAGGGAAGAAGCCAUUUCGCUGUGACAUUUGUGGUAAAUCAUUCUCUGUAAGUGGUACAUUGACUAGACACAUACGUAUUCAUACUGGAGAGAAGCCAUAUCACUGUGAGGUCUGUGGUACAUCAUUCUCUCAGCGAAGUGCCUUAAAAUCUCACAAACGUGUUCAUACAGGAGAGAAGCCAUUCCACUGUGAAUUUUGUGGUAAAUCAUUCUCUAAAAACAUUAGCUUGACUACACACAAACGUAUUCAUACCGGAGAGAAGCCUUAUCACUGUGACGUUUGUUUUACAUCAUUCUCUCAUCGAAGUGCUUUUAAUUUGCAUAUGCGUUUCCAUACAGGGGAGAAGCCAUUUCACUGUGAAAUCUGUGGUAAAUCAUUCUUUCAGAAAGGUAGCUUGACUACACACAAACGUAUUCAUACAGGAGACAAGCCUUAUCACUGUGAUGUCUGUAGUAUGUUAUUCUCUGACCGAAGUGCUUUAAAUUAUCACAUACAUGUUCAUACAGGGAAGAAGCCAUUUCACUGUGACAUUUGUGGUAAAUCAUUCUCUGGAAGUGGUACAUUGACUACACACAUACGUAUUCAUACUGGAGAGAAGCCAUAUCACUGUGAAGUCUGUGGUAAAUCAUUCUCUCAGCGAAGUACCUUAAAAUCUCACAAACGUGUUCAUACAGGGGAGAAGCCAUUCCACUGUGAAUUCUGUGGUAAAUCAUUCUCUCAAAGUAACACCUUGACUAAACACAAAUGUAUUAAUACCGGAGAGAAACUCCAUCCUUCUGUCUGUGGUUGGCCAUUCACUCAACAUAGCAAAGUAACUUCUCCCAAACAUGAUCAUAAGGGGAAUAAGCAAUCUCACUGAUAUUUGUGGUAAAUCAUUCUCCCUAAGUGGUGACCUAACCCUUUACUAUGUACUUGAUUCUCUCGAAUGUGAUGUUUAUUCACAUUGUUUUCAAUUCGUCAUGCAUUAACUCACAGCUUUCAAGCGUUGGUGAUGUGAUUGUCUAUUUAGAGAAUGACAUUGUAGGGAAAGUGUAAGAGGCAGUGUCUAGCUUGUUUGAACAUAAAAUAGGUAGAAUAUUAGAUCAAAUAUGAGUGGUUUAAAUGCUGAAUGGUUAACACUAGAAGUACCAACAUUUCUUCUUACAAAAACCAUCACAGCCAUUUUUGACUGUCAUUGAAAAUUUAUACUUGAAUACAAUUUAUUUUAAAUAUCAGCAAAUAGAGUGAAUAAAGGAUUUGGAAAUACA